AUGUCUACCCUAGCCCCUCUAGUCUUAGAACUCGCCACUAUCGAAGAUCUUCCCGCCAUUACAGAGCUAUGGUUCACCGUAUUCAAUGACCCCGGCAUGCGCAAGCUAUUCCCAGACACGCCAGGCGCGCGUGAAUGGUUCACUGAAGCCAACCGCAUCGACAUGCUCACAAAGCCCUAUCAAAAAUACAUCAAAAUCAUCGAUCCCAGCACAAAAGACGCCCAGGGCCAGACACGGAUAGUCGCAUAUGCGAAAUGGGACCUAGCCAUGCCCGACGAACGCGGGGCUCGAUUCCCGCCUUGGCACGGAGACAUGCCUAGCCAUGAUUGCGAUGCGUUCUUUGGAGGGCUGGAGAUAGAGCGCAAGCGUGUGAUGGGUGGUCGGAAGCAUUACUAUCUUGAUAUGCUCGGUACGCAUCCUGACUACCGCUGUCGCGGGGCAGGCUCUAUGCUUGUUCGCUGGGGAUGCGAAAUUGCAGAUCGCGAGGGUGCUGGAGCGUAUAUCGAUGCUAGUAAGGCUGGUGUCCCGCUCUAUGCGAAACAUGGAUUUGUGGAUCGCAGUGAACCCACUGGACCAAGAGAUGUGGUCGCGAUGGCUCGAGGAUAG
This is a messenger RNA of Penicillium vulpinum, 606 nucleotides long. Its product is annotated as GNAT family N-acetyltransferase. The transcript is spliced from 2 exons. Gene Ontology annotation, molecular function: acyltransferase activity, transferring groups other than amino-acyl groups. NCBI's taxonomy places the organism in Eukaryota, Fungi, Ascomycota, Eurotiomycetes, Eurotiales, Aspergillaceae. The record is from RefSeq and is a predicted model, not a curated record. Bases 1 to 606 code for a protein of 201 amino acids.